Messenger RNA from Ochotona curzoniae (black-lipped pika), 2409 nucleotides. RefSeq names its product protein phosphatase 1 regulatory subunit 3C (gene PPP1R3C). Bases 43 to 996 code for a protein of 317 amino acids. NCBI's taxonomy places the organism in Eukaryota, Metazoa, Chordata, Mammalia, Lagomorpha, Ochotonidae. Gene Ontology annotation, biological process: regulation of glycogen biosynthetic process. The record is from RefSeq and is a predicted model, not a curated record. Gene Ontology annotation, molecular function: glycogen binding; protein phosphatase 1 binding. The transcript is spliced from 2 exons. Gene Ontology annotation, cellular component: protein phosphatase type 1 complex.
GCGGGGUACCGACUCUCACGGUCAGCCCCGCCUCUCUGCCUAAUGAGCUGCACCAGAAUGAUCCAGGUCUUAGAUCCACGCCCUUUGACAAGUUCAGUCAUGCCAGUGGAUGUGGCCAUGAGACUUUGCUUGGCUCAUUCACCCCCUCUGAAGAGUUUCCUGGGCCCUUAUAAUGAUUUUCAACGAAGAAAUUUGGUGAAUAAGCUAAAGCCUCUGAAACCAUGUCUCAACAUAAAGCAUGAAACCAAAUCACAGAACGACUGGAAGCGCUCACACAACCAAGCCAAGAAGCGGGUUGUGUUUGCGGAUUCCAAGGGCCUCUCUCUCACUGCCAUCCAUGUCUUCUCUGAUCUCCCAGAAGAACCGGCGUGGGACCUCCAGUUUGACCUUUUGGAUCUUAAUGAUAUCUCCUCUGGCUUAAAACUCCAUGAGGAGAAAAAUUUGAUUUUAGAUUUCCCACAGCCUUCCACUGACUACUUAAGUUUCCGGAACCACUUUCAAAAGAACUUUGUCUGCCUGGAGAGCUGCUCUUUGCAAGAGCGGACAGUGACUGGGACUGUGAAGGUAAAAAACUUGAGCUUUGAGAAGAAGGUUCAAAUCCGAAUAACAUUCAACACUUGGAAGAGCUACACUGAUGUGGACUGUGUCUACAUGAAAAAUGUGUAUGGUAGCUCAGAUAGUGACACCUUCUCAUUUGCCGUUGACUUACCUGCUGUCAUUCCAACUGAGGAGAAAAUUGAGUUCUGCAUUUCCUACCACGCCAAUGGACAGGUGUUCUGGGACAACAACGAGGGUCAGAAUUACAGAAUUGUGCAUGUACAAUGGAAACCUGAUGGGGUGCAGGCACAGAUAGCGCCUCAAGACUGUGCAUUUCACCAGGCAUCCCCGAAGACCGAGCUAGAGCCAACAAUCUUUGGCAGUCCGAGGCUGGCUAGUGGAAUAUUUCCAGAAUGGCAGAGCUGGGGAAGAAUGGAGAACUUGGCUUCUUAUCGAUGAAUUUAGCAACUGGCCUUGACCUUUCAUAUUCCCCCUGCAAUUCUGGGUCUGUAAUGCUCAAUUAGAUGUGAGCUUUGGAGAUCUGGCUAUAGAAAAGAUAGCCACUGGGAAGUUAGUGUUGGGGUGUAUAUUUGCUUCAGAAGAUCAAGUAGCAGCCCAGGAACUUUUUUUUAUUAGAGUAAUGCUUUUUCAUUGCCCUUGCUUCUUCCCUCUUGAUUCACUAACUUUCGGAUUGGACAAGGAAAAGUUGGGGAAGGUGAUGGUGACAGGAAGCUGAGUUAAUGGUAUGAGGAAUGUGUGAGAUAUGUGCAUAGUGUGUCUGAGUCACAUCAGAGUAGGAGUGGGAGCUCUGAUCCUUAAUUGUUGGUGAGAAAGUGUAAGGUUCUUUUGUGUUUUAAAGUUGGUUUUAGAGUCCUCUCUGGGGGAAAUAAUUUGUUGAAGGGAAGAAGACCCAUCCUAUAUAGUCUUGCAAGAAAACCCAAAUAAAUUUUAAAGGUUUUAGGGGCAGAUAAAAAUAUAAUUAAAGCAUCAAGAUCUCAAAUGAAACCUUCCUGUUUAAUCUGGACCUUUCAAAAUCCAAUCCAUGAUUUGAAGAAAGUUGAAGCGAAUCUGGCCUUGUUGUUUCAAUAUUAUGAGUAGCUUUGUGGUCAAGGUAAAAUGUUUGGAUUCUGCCUGUCUAAAAGUAUGCCACCAUCAGUGGCUAACAGUGUGUACGAACUCUAUGUCAAAGUCAAAGAUUACUCUUUACAAGUGCCUCAAUUAAAACCAGAACACUGUAGAUGCCUAACCCAAAUAUCUGAAUGGUCAUCUGGUAACUCCUGAGUUUCUGGUCUCCAAAAGAAGCUCCCCACUGUACACUGGAAUUCCUCUUGCAAUGCUGUCAUAUUUUUGGGAGUUUUGUCAGUGUGCAUUAAUUCACAUCCUUCAUAUUGAAGGUGACUCAGUCUUUUCUGCCACACUUUUUUAGAUGUAAAAUGCAAAGUGAGGACUGACACUAAAUGCAAGAAUAGAGUAUGUCCCACAUCUGUCUCUUGAUUACUUUUGUCUUGCUAUUUUAAUUUCCUAGUCAAGUGCCUCUUUUUUUUUUUUUCUAAAUGGAUAUGAACUGUUUUGGAUGUAUUGUAAUAAACCUGUUUUCAUGUGUGUAUAACUCUUCUGUAAGACUUUAAGUACAGAAGGCUUAGAGUGCUUGCUUUCAUAAUUUUACAUAACCAUUAAGAAGUGUGAAGGAGAUGCAGUUAAUUUUAACAUGUGUGUUCUGCCAUGCUAGAAAAGUACUAUUGAGUAAACUCCUCUAUGACAGUAUAUGAAGUUUUGGCUGGGUUCCAUCAUGUUUCUACUGUAUAAAUAUUUCACUCUCCUCUAGAUACCCAUAUUGAGCUUAUCAUUGGAGAAUAAAUGUGUUUGGUAUUA